This is a messenger RNA of Fusarium redolens, 2051 nucleotides long. RefSeq names its product Phosphoglucose isomerase. NCBI's taxonomy places the organism in Eukaryota, Fungi, Ascomycota, Sordariomycetes, Hypocreales, Nectriaceae. Gene Ontology annotation, biological process: glucose 6-phosphate metabolic process; glycolytic process; gluconeogenesis. Bases 145 to 1803 code for a protein of 552 amino acids. The transcript has 5 exons. Gene Ontology annotation, molecular function: glucose-6-phosphate isomerase activity; monosaccharide binding; carbohydrate derivative binding. Gene Ontology annotation, cellular component: cytosol. The record is from RefSeq and is a predicted model, not a curated record.
CUACCAUGAGACAAGCACCCAAGACGAUUUAAUCCAAAGACAUAACCUCAUUUCCCCUCCCACUCUUUUCUGAGCUGAUAUUUCUUCUCUUCUUUCCAUCACCUCCAUCCUUUCGCCCCCCUCAAUAUCUACACAACACCCAAAAUGGCCCCCGCAAACACUCUCCCCGCCUGGUCUGACCUCCAAGCCCAUCGCGACAGCGUAGGCAAAUCCUUCGUCCUCAAGGAGGCAUUCGCUUCCGACCCCCAACGAUUCGACCGCUUCACCCGAACCUUCGCCUCCGACGGUGUAUCCUCCGAGAUCCUCUUCGACUUCUCCAAGAACUUCCUCACAGAUGAGACCCUCGAUCUCCUCGUCAAGCUCGCCGAGCAGGCUGGUGUUGAGAAGAAGCGCGAUGCCAUGUUUGCUGGUGAGAAGAUCAACUUCACCGAGGGUCGCGCCGUGUACCACACUGCUCUACGAAAUGUCAGUGGUUGGGAUAUGAAGGUUGAUGGUGUUGAUGUCAUGAACACAAAGGGUGGUGUCAAUGAGGUUCUUGAGCACAUGAAGGAGUUUUCUGAGCAGGUUCGAAGUGGAGAGUGGAAGGGAUAUACUGGCAAGAAGCUUACAACCAUUAUCAACAUUGGUAUUGGUGGUUCUGAUCUCGGCCCUGUCAUGGUCACUGAAGCUCUCAAGCACUACGGCGCUGAAGACAUGACCCUUCACUUCGUCUCCAACAUUGACGGAACCCACAUCGCCGAGGCCCUCAAGAACUCUGACCCCGAGACCACCCUCUUCCUCAUCGCCUCCAAGACCUUCACCACCGCAGAGACCACCACCAACGCCAACACAGCCAAGAAGUGGUUCCUCGAAAAGACCGACAACAAGGGCGACAUCGCCAAGCACUUUGUUGCUCUCUCCACCAACGAGGAGGAGGUCACCAAGUUUGGUAUCGACAGCAAGAACAUGUUUGGCUUUGAGAGCUGGGUUGGUGGUCGAUACUCUGUCUGGAGUGCCAUUGGUCUGAGCAUUGCUCUCUACGUUGGCUUUGACAACUUCCACAAGUUCCUUAGCGGUGCUCAUUCCAUGGAUAAGCACUUCCGUGAGACUCCUCUUAAGGACAACAUUCCUGUUCUUGGUGGUCUUUUGAGUGUCUGGUACUCUGACUUUUUCCAGGCUCAGACUCACCUUGUUGCUCCCUUCGACCAAUACCUCCACCGAUUCCCUGCCUACCUCCAGCAGCUUUCUAUGGAGUCCAACGGCAAGACCAUCACCUCUGAUGGAUCUUCUGCCAAGUACACCACUGGCCCCAUCCUCUUCGGCGAGCCUUGCACCAACGCUCAGCACUCCUUCUUCCAGCUCGUCCACCAAGGCACCAAGCUGAUCCCCACCGACUUCAUCCUCGCCGCCAAGUCUCACAACCCUGUCAGCGACAAUCUCCACCAGAAGAUGCUUGCCUCCAACUACUUCGCCCAAGCUGAGGCUCUCAUGGUCGGCAAGACAGACGAGCAGGUCCGUGCCGAGGGUACUCCCGAAGAGCUUGUUCCUCACAAGCGCUUCCUGGGCAACCGACCCACGACCUCCAUCCUUGUCGGCGGCGCCAUUGGUCCCGCCGAGCUGGGUGCCCUGAUCGUCUACUACGAGCACCUCACCUUUACCGAGGGUGCUAUCUGGGACAUCAACAGCUUUGACCAGUGGGGUGUUGAGCUGGGCAAGGUUUUGGCCAAGAAGAUUCUCAAGGAGCUUGAUGAGGCUGGUAAUGGUGAGGGACACGAUGCUUCUACUGGUGGACUCAUUGGAGCGUUCAAGAAGUAUGGUAACUAAAAGGAGGAUUGAGUGUUAAUGUGUAGCGAGUGGAACGAUGUUGAUAAUGAUUAAAGAUAGCAUGAAUAAGUUUGACGGCCUAUGUUCUGGACCUGGGAUUUAAGUUGUGCAUGGUGUCGCUGUACAAGUAGACGGAAGUAUCUUUUCCAGAUCACCCUGUUAUUCUCAGAUGUCGACUCCAUUGUAGCAUCGACAUCAAACACGGCACAAGAGGACGGCACAAGUACACCAUGCAUCUGCGCGAUUUC